This is a messenger RNA of Lipotes vexillifer (Yangtze River dolphin), 1057 nucleotides long. RefSeq names its product COMM domain containing 10 (gene COMMD10). The record is from RefSeq and is a predicted model, not a curated record. The coding region runs from base 19 to 627 and encodes 202 amino acids. Lineage: Eukaryota; Metazoa; Chordata; Mammalia; Artiodactyla; Lipotidae. The transcript is spliced from 7 exons.
GGCCAGGGAGCUUCGAGGAUGGCGGCGUCCGCGGCGCUGAUUCUGCGGGAGAGCCCCAGCAUGAAAAAAGCAGUGUCGCUGAUAAAUGAAAUAGAUAUAGGAAGAUUUCCACGAUUGCUCACCCGAAUUCUUCAAAAACUUCACCUGAAGGCUGAGAAUAGUUUCAGUGAAGAAGAGGAAGAAAAACUUCAAGCUGCAUUUUCUCUGGAGAGACAAGAUCUUCACCUAGUUCUUGAAACAAUAUCUUUUAUUUUAGAACAGGCAGUAUAUUACAAUGUGAAGCCAGCAGCUUUGCAGCAGCAGUUAGAGAACAUUCAUCUUAGACAAGACAAAGCAGAAGCAUUUGUCAGUGCUUGGUCUUCUAUGGGUCAAGAAACAAUUGAAAAAUUCAGGCAGAGGAUUCUUGCACCCCACAAGCUGGAGACGGUUGGAUGGCAGCUUAACCUUCAGAUGGCUCACUCUGCCCAAGCAAAACUAAAAUCUCCUCAAGCUGUGUUACAGCUAGGAGUGAGCAAUGAGGAUUCGAAGAGCCUGAAAAAAGUUCUUCUGGAAUUCAAUCACAAGGAAUUGUUUGAUUUCUAUAACAAGCUAGAGACCAUACAAGCACAGCUGGAUUCCCUUACAUGAUGUUCUCAAAGACUGGUUUCUCUAUCACACUCCUGCCACCUCAUUGUUUUGCAUUGAAGAUAAACUGCCAGGUUGUGUUUUCUGAAGGAUUCAUUAGCUUUCUUCUUGUAAAUUAUACGGUUUAUUGCUUCUUAUACAAUAACAGCCAAGGAAGAUCAUUGUUUUGAGUACUGGAGUUCUAAUAUACAUUCUCCAGUUCUGUGAGCCAACAGCAAGCAAUUGUUAAGAACAUUUUUGUUUUAAGGGGAACAAAAGUGAAUAUCGUAUUGUUUUUACUGUCCUAUUUUUGCUUUAUUGCCUGACCUGUUUAUUUUUUACAUACUUGAUGAUAUUUCUAUGUGUCAAGAAGGGUCCAUGGAUACAAAGUGUAAUAUGUACCUUAGAACACAGAACUUCUUUAAUUACAUUAAUAAAAGUAAGAAAGUAGCCA